Capsicum annuum is the source of this 1305-nucleotide messenger RNA. RefSeq names its product probable esterase KAI2. The transcript has 2 exons. Gene Ontology annotation, biological process: response to karrikin. Bases 118 to 930 code for a protein of 270 amino acids. Lineage: Eukaryota; Viridiplantae; Streptophyta; Magnoliopsida; Solanales; Solanaceae. The record is from RefSeq and is a predicted model, not a curated record.
AUUCUUCACCACAUUCUGCUUUGCAUCCCUUUAUUUCCCACGAACAAAAGCCAACACCACAAACCGACCUCUCAAGGUUUUUUUUUUUUUUAAAAAAAAAAAAAGAAAACCAAGAAAAUGGGAAUAGUUGAAGAAGCACACAACGUGAAGAUCCUAGGGUCAGGUGAGCAAACAGUAGUACUUGCUCAUGGAUUUGGUACAGACCAGUCAGUGUGGAAGCACCUUGUGCCACACUUGGUUGACGAAUAUAGAGUUGUUUUGUUUGACAAUAUGGGUGCUGGAACAACUAAUCCAGAUUAUUUUGACUUCCAGAGAUAUGCUAGUUUGGAGGGUUAUGCCUAUGAUGUGAUUGCAAUAUUGGAAGAAUUUCAAAUUCGUAGUUGCAUUUUUGUUGGCCAUUCUGUUUCUGCUAUGAUUGGUGUCAUUGCUUCUAUUGCUCGACCUGAUCUUUUUACCAAACUUGUCACUGUCUCUGCCUCUCCAAGGUAUCUGAACGACUCGGAGUACUAUGGAGGAUUUGAACGGGAAGAUCUUGAUCAAUUAUUUGAAGCAGUAAAAUCAAAUUACAAAGCAUGGUGUUCAGGAUUUGCGCCCUUAGUUGUGGGAGGGGACAUGGACUCUCUAGCAAUCCAGGAAUUUAGCAGGACAUUGUUCAACAUGAGACCAGACAUUGCACUAAGCGUGUUACAAAUCAUAUUCCUAAAUGAUUUAAGGCAUUUGUUGCCUCAUGUGUCUGUCCCAUGUCACAUUAUCCAGAGCAUGAAGGACUUGGCUGUGCCCGUGGUGGUGUCCGAAUAUCUCUACCAGAACCUCGGGGCCAAAUCUAUCGUUGAGGUGAUGUCAACGGAAGGACAUCUUCCACAGCUCAGUUCACCGGAUGUGGUGACUCCGGUGCUGCUUCGCCAUAUUCGUAAUGAUAUUGCGGUUUGAUUUAUUAGUACUAGGGUACCAGCAAGUUGAGCCCACUUUCGUAAGCUUAACUUGUCUAGUAAUAAUAGUAAGGGGUGUUGUUUUUGUUUGCAAAUUGUACAAAAUUGACUAUCUUGUCUAGCUAGUUGCAAUUUCUGUGUGCAAGUUUAAAUGAAUAUGCUGGAUGCAAUAACAGAAGGAACCAAAAAGGAAAAGGUCAAAUAUAUUGUGAGGCAAAAUGGUGGUCUAUGGAUGAGAUUUAUGAGCCAGCCAGCACAUCUCUUGUUUUAUGGAUCUUCAGGUGUUGAAUCAUUUGAUUAUUGGAUUGUUUUUCUUCUUUUUGAGCUAUUAUAUUACUAUGGUUCUAGUUAAUAAAUAUUAUUUUCUUUAUUUUAA